This is a messenger RNA of Erinaceus europaeus (western European hedgehog), 1278 nucleotides long. RefSeq names its product galanin receptor 1 (gene GALR1). Gene Ontology annotation, molecular function: galanin receptor activity. The record is from RefSeq and is a predicted model, not a curated record. Lineage: Eukaryota; Metazoa; Chordata; Mammalia; Eulipotyphla; Erinaceidae. Gene Ontology annotation, cellular component: membrane. The coding region runs from base 1 to 1035 and encodes 344 amino acids. Gene Ontology annotation, biological process: positive regulation of cytosolic calcium ion concentration; G protein-coupled receptor signaling pathway; negative regulation of adenylate cyclase activity. The transcript is spliced from 3 exons.
AUGGAGCUGAACCUGAGUGAGGCCAACAGCAGUGUGCCCUGGGACCUGGAGCCACAGCCCGCCUGGAGCCUGGGCCCGGAGAACCUGGUGGCCCUGGCGGCCUUUGGGCUCAUCUUCACGCUGGGUGUGCUGGGCAACGCGCUGGUCAUCGUGGUGCUGAGCCGCCGCCGGCCGGGCAGACCCCGCGGCCCCACCGAGCUGUUUGUGCUGAACCUGAGCGUGGCGGACCUGGCCUACCUGCUGUGCUGCGUGCCCUUCCAGGCCGUCGUGUACGCGCGCCCCACCUGGGAGCUGGGCGCCUUCGCCUGCAAGGCCUCACACUACGUGUUCACCGUGUCUAUGCUGGUCAGCGUCUUCACGCUGGCCGCCAUGGCCGUGGACCGCUACGUGGCCGUGGUGCUGGCCCGCCGCGCCCCGGGCCUGCGGGUGGCCCGCAACGCGCUGAGGGGGCUGGGCUGCAUCUGGGCGCUGUCCCUGGGCAUGGCUGCGCCCGUGGCUGCCCACCAACGCCUGCUGCACCACCAGCCGGGCAACCUGACCUUCUGCUGGGAGCAGUGGCCUGACCCACGUCACAAGAAGGCCUACGUGCUUUGUACCUUCCUGCUGGGCUACCUGCUGCCUCUCACCCUCAUCUGCUUCUGCUACGCCAAGGUCCUGACUCAUCUGCACAGCAAUCUGAAGAACAUGUCCAAGAAGUCAGAAGCCUCGAAGAAAAAGACGACGCAGACGGUGCUGGUGGUGGUGGUGGUCUUUGGCGUCUCCUGGCUGCCUCACCACGUGGUGCACCUGUGGGCCGAGUUCGGGGCCUUCCCGCUGACGCCGGCGUCCUUCCUGCUCAGGGUGGCGGCCCACUGCCUGGCCUAUAGCAACUCCUCCGUCAACCCCAUCAUCUAUGCCUUCCUCUCCGAGAACUUCCGUAAAGCCUACCGGCAGGUGUGCAGCUGCCCCCCGCACCCCCGGUCCCCGGCGCUGGACGCCAAGGAGGCCAAGAGCCGACUGGGCACGCCGCCCUCCACCAACUGCUCCCACGUGUGAGCCGGGAGCCCUGGGGCCGGCAAUGGUGGGUGCCAGGGGGUGUUACAGAACCCUGGGCCCCACCUGGUCCGGCAGAAGACGCCCUCUCAACCCCUUUCCUUCGUUUAAGAACACUUGAUGUUUUGUGUAUGGAUGGAGCCUGACCCUGAGAGAGGAGGGGACACACACACAGAAACAGAGACACCUGCAGCCCUGCUUCACACCUCCUGAAGCUCCCCCUGCAGAUGGGGACCGGGGACUUGA